GCCAUAAAAAAAUAAAUUUCCAAUAAUUUGUUUCAUUUAUCAAUUUUUAUUUUAUUUAGGUUUUUUAUUCUUAGGUGACAAACAUUGUCACCAAAAAACAAAACAAAAGAAAUAUUUUCUUUUCGUGAUUUGAAACGAAUUAGCCAGCAAGCCAACCAUCACGUUUGCCGUUUCAUUUUUUUUUCACCAUUUCAUUGUGUAUACCAAAAAUAAAUCUAUAUUUUUCAGUAAAUUUAUCCUUUUUUUGGCAUUGUUUUUCUUUCGUCUUUUCGUCGUUCCAGUAUAAUAGCAACAAAAAAAACGAAACAAAGAAAAUCAAAUCUGAAAAAAAUGUCGAUCAAAAAUGUAAUUUCAAGUGAUCGACACAUUUUGCCCAAUGGAUAUAAUCAUCAUCAUCAUCAUGAUAAUAAUGAUGAAAGCGGUAGUAAAGAUUCAAUUAUUGAAGAGAAAAAAUUACAACAAUCUGACAAUGGUGUUGAACAACAACGUGAUCAAUGGGGUGGACAGGUUGAAUUCCUAUUGGCUUGUCUGGGAAAUGCCGUCGGUUUGGGCAAUUGUUGGCGAUUUCCAUAUUUAUGUUACAAAAAUGGAGGCGGUGCAUUUCUUCUGCCAUAUCUAAUCUGUUGUCUUAUAAUUGGUUUACCAUUAUUUUUGAUUGAAUUGGGUUUGGGACAAUUUUCUGCUAUGGGCCCUGGGCAAUUAUGGGCAAAUCUGUCUCCAUUAUUUCGUGGUGUUGGUCUUGCAUCAAUUAUUUCGUCAUCUAUUGUUGCCAUCUAUUAUAAUAUGAUUAUUGCAUGGACAUUGUUUUAUUUUGUUCAAUCAUUUUUUGGUCAAAAUUGGCAAAGAUGUACAAAUUGGUUUAACACUGAAAAUUGUCUUUCAAUACUCGACAACGAUAAUAAUAUUACUAAUUAUCGAUUUAAUGUUUCUCAUACAAAUGCAUUUGUUUCAUCUAAUCAUUCAAUUUCAUCCACUGAAGAAUUUUUCAACAAUUAUGUUCUAAUAAAAUCUACCGGUAUAGACGAUAUGACCCAAAUGAAUUGGAAAUUAGUGGCUGCAUUAUUCAUUUCAUGGUGUAUUGUUGCACUUGCUCUAAUUAAAGGCAUACAAUCAUCCGGUAAAGUUGUUUAUUUUACGGCCACAUUUCCUUAUGUUAUUUUAGCCAUAUUAUUGGCACGUGGUUUAACAUUACCCGGUUCAUAUGAUGGUUUAAGAUAUUAUCUAAUGCCGAAUUGGAAUCGAAUAUCUGAUGUUGAUGUUUGGCGUGAUGCUGCCGUACAGGUAUUCUAUAGUUUUGGUAUCGGUGGAGGCGGUAUGAUAACAUAUGCUUCAUAUAAUCGGUUCCACAAUCCGGUGACUAAACAUGCAUUAUUGGUUGGAUUUGGUGAUUUUGCUACAUCGUUAUUUUGUGGUGCCGUUGUAUUCACUAUGAUCGGUUAUAUGGCAUCAGCAUUAAACAAACCAAUAGAACAGAUUGUACAAGAUGGAGCGGGAUUGGCUUUUAUUGUCAUACCCGAAGGCCUUUCCCGUAUGCCGAUAUCAUUAUUAUGGUCGGUACUGUUUUUCACAAUGUUAUUUCUAUUGGGUAUCGAUUCACAAUUUGCUAUGGUCGAAACAGUCAUCACUUAUCUGUUUGACGACAUUCGAUCCAAAAAGAUCAAAGUCAACAAACCAUUGGUAGUCAUAUUGACAUCUUUCGUUUGGUUUAUUCUUGGUUUACCAUUAUGUACAAAUGCUGGAAUCUAUAUCUUUACAAUAAUGGAUGAAUAUUCAGUUGGUGUACCAUGUCUAGUGAUUGGCCUAUUGGAAAUAUUUAUUGUAACAUAUAUCUACGGAAUCGAUAUAUUUUUCGAUAAUCUAGAAAAGAUGACCAAAUGGAAACCAAAGAUAUUAUUACAAUCACAUUUAGUCAUAAUGAUCACAGUCAUUGCACCAAGUGUAAUGUUAUGGAUAUUAUCUAAACAGUUAUUUGAAACACCAGCAUUAAAAUAUGGUUCAUAUCAAUAUCCAUAUUGGGCAAUAUGGAUUGGUUGGUCAUUUGCAUUAUUAUCGAUUAGUGCCAUACCAUUGGUAAUGAUCAAAGAAUUAUUACGUAUAUUAUUUUGUUAUGGAUAUUCGAAAAAAACAAUCAAUCAAAGAUUACGAAUGCUUAUCAGACCUACUAAUGAAUGGUGGAAUAACUAUCAUCGUAUGCAUGGACAUGAUAAUGAUGAUACGACUAUGGAUAAUGAUAUUCAUAAUAAUAAUAAUAAUAAUAAUCAAACAUCAUCGACUGAUAGUUUUGAUCUAAUGAUACAAUCGGCAUCGAAUGAAACGAUUAAUGAAAUUUCAACUAAAUGUAAACAACCAAUGAAUGGACGUAUCAAUCAUGCAGCUGUUACAAAUGAUGAAUGAUCAAAUCAUUUUCAUUUUUCAUACAAAGAAUAUUCAUCAAUCAAAUCAUCAUCAUCAUUAAUUUUAUCUAAUUUUUUUCGAAUGAAACUUUUUUUUUCUU
Molecule: messenger RNA, 2494 nt
Organism: Dermatophagoides pteronyssinus (European house dust mite)
Lineage: Eukaryota; Metazoa; Arthropoda; Arachnida; Sarcoptiformes; Pyroglyphidae
Product: sodium- and chloride-dependent glycine transporter 1-like
Biological process (GO): sodium ion transmembrane transport; nitrogen compound transport; amino acid import across plasma membrane
Cellular component (GO): plasma membrane
Molecular function (GO): L-amino acid transmembrane transporter activity; amino acid:sodium symporter activity
Source: RefSeq, a predicted model, not a curated record